GUCUGACAGCGAACUCAUUAUUGUUCGGUUCUUAACAUCAUUUACCAGUAUCAUCCAGGGAGUUUAGUAGCCACAGUGAUUUACCGACUCCACCAUAUUUUUGUCUCCACAGAAUGAAGACCAUUCUCAGCAGUCAGUCUGUAGACCUCCCCGACAAUGUCGAGGUGAAGUUAAAGGGACGGACAGUGACUGUCAAGGGUCCCCGUGGUAAACUCACCAGAGAGUUCAACCACAUCAACCUGGAACUGUCCCUGCUCGGCAAGAAACAGAAAAGGCUCCGUGUUGAUAAAUGGUGGGGAAAUAGAAAGGAGCUGGCCACAGUGCGCACCAUCUGCAGCCAUGUCCAGAACAUGAUCAAGGGAGUCACAUUGGGAUUCAGAUACAAAAUGCGCUCUGUGUACGCCCAUUUCCCAAUUAACGUCGUGAUCCAGGAGGGUGGCAGUAUGGUGGAGAUCAGAAACUUCUUGGGAGAGAAGUACAUUCGCCGUGUCCGAAUGAGGGCUGGUGUUGUCUGUUCAGUCUCACCUGCCCAGAAAGACGAGCUCAUUCUUGAGGGCAAUGACAUUGAGCUGGUGUCAAACUCAUCUGCUCUGAUCCAGCAGGCCACCACAGUCAAAAACAAGGAUAUCAGAAAAUUCUUAGAUGGUAUUUAUGUGUCUGAGAAGGGAACAGUUGUGGAGCCAGGUCAUUAAAAGUUCCACCUGCAGCCGUAGAGCCUCUUUGAUCCAACAGGCCACCAUGGUCAGAAAGAAGGACAUCAGGAAGUUUCUGGAUGGCAUUUAUAUCAGCGAGAAAACAACUGUGGUGGAACCAGAAGUUGAAUGAACGUUCCCUGUGUUCUCUAAUGACCAAUAAAUCUACCAACUUUUUCAAUGAA
This is a messenger RNA of Cynoglossus semilaevis (tongue sole), 877 nucleotides long. RefSeq names its product ribosomal protein L9 (gene rpl9). Bases 114 to 692 code for a protein of 192 amino acids. The record is from RefSeq and is a predicted model, not a curated record. Gene Ontology annotation, molecular function: structural constituent of ribosome; rRNA binding. Lineage: Eukaryota; Metazoa; Chordata; Actinopteri; Pleuronectiformes; Cynoglossidae. Gene Ontology annotation, cellular component: cytosolic large ribosomal subunit; ribosome. The transcript has 7 exons. Gene Ontology annotation, biological process: cytoplasmic translation.